Messenger RNA from Owenia fusiformis, 1451 nucleotides. NCBI's taxonomy places the organism in Eukaryota, Metazoa, Annelida, Polychaeta, Sabellida, Oweniidae. The record is from the annotation of a GenBank genome assembly.
GGUCAGAUGCUCCAAGGCCAAUGUCAACCUGGCCCAGGUCAGAUGCCCCAAAGUCAACCUCCAUCAUAUUCUGGACAGGGCCAAGUUCAAGGUCAAAAUGCUCAACCUGAUGUAGGAGCAUUGAUGCAGCAAAUGCAACAGAUGCAACUCCAAAUGCAGCUCCUCUUGCCACAGGCAGUACAAAACCAGUGUCAACCUGUGCCUAGCCAACUACCACCCAACCAGGGACAGUUUGCACCUCCCCAGGGACAACCACCACAAUAUAUACCUGACCAAACCCAGUUUAUGAUGUCAAUGAUGCAGCAAAUGCAACAAAUGCAGCAGGUGUUAACACAACAGCAGCAACAACAACGGCCGAUGAACAGUGGUGAUAACUCCCUUGACAGUAUGCCAUCUGUUGAUCUCAAACAACAGAUAGCCAAGGACCCUGAAGCGGCCAAGAAGAUUCUGACAGAAGUAAUAAGUGAAGCACCCGCUGCUGCCUCAUUGCCUCCCAGCCAAUCAUCUGGCUUGAAUCAGAACUUUCGUCCCAUUCAUGGUCCACAACAAGAGACUGGAGCUAACCCAACAGCAGGUGCAGCAUCUGGCAGUGAAAGUGGAGGCCCAACAGAAGAGCUACGUUCUGUAGGGUCAUUGACACCUGUUGACAAGGCAUUAACUCCAGUCCUUCGACUGCCCAAUGAUAUCAAAAAAGGGCUAAAGAUACGCCUGGACCCUGACAGGUCCUUGACAAGAAAUUGGGAGUAUAUCGCAGAAAGGAGGGGGUUGACAUAUGAGGAGAUAAAGUACAUUAAGUCUGGAAUCCCAGGCCAUUACCAUAGCUACUUCUUUGAAAUGCUCGACCAUGAAAAAUGCCAGGGUUAUAAAGUCCAAGCUCUUGAGGCAGAUUUAGAGAAAAUUCAACGUCGUGAUGUAUUACACUACCUUCGUGAGAAACAGUGGAUUGCGUGAUUGAAUGACUUUUACAUACAUCCAUGUGUAUCAAAGUUGAAAAAUACAUACAGUAAUAUUAAUAUGAAUCGGCAUGACACAUUCCAUCUUCAUUGUUAGAAUAUGGUGCUCACCAAAGGUUGAGUAACAAUGGUUACUGACUCUUUAUUUUAUGAACAUGUGAAUUAGUUGAUAUGCACUUGGGCCAUGAUAGCUUAUCAACGAUGUAUAUAUGGCCUCUUAGGGUCGGCUUAAAUGCCAAGCAAGACACACACAAGGAGUAGGGGUGGCUGAGGGUAGGAAGGGUUAGGAAAUAUUUUCACUUGGAAGAUGUUGGCCCUCACACAUAGGAACCAUUGAAGAUGUUGAUUAAAAUGUUCAAGAUUGAUGCAAAAAAGAUUGGUGAACAUGGAACUGUUUAUUGUGUAUUUCACCAACUUAUACAGUUCAUGUACAGAUGUUAGGCUUCAAAUAUAAUGCUGUUAACCUUGGUUGUGAUAUUAAUUAAACAUGUAAUUAUA